CCAAGACUCUGGGUGGGUGGAGUCAAAGCUUUCUCUCCUGGAUGGGGCAUUCUCCAGGCAGCCUUGGCGUUGCUAGGGCAACUUCCGCACUGAAACAGGAAUGAUUUCAUUAAUGCUCUGACUUCACCGAAAAAGGAUUGUUUGGGUUCUAUUUAAUUAGAAAUUGGGGGCGGGUGACGUGACAGAGAAUUGGAACUUUCUAGCCAAGGCAAGUCUCAACUUCCAAGAAAGUGUGAAGCCAGAAGCCAGAACAUUGCUGUUUGGAGCAGCAGUACUGCGUUCAGAAAAACACCAAAUAGAAGCCAUGAACUUGGACGGUGCGUGUAAACUCCCCUCCUCGGAAAGGGUACGGCUGCUGGAGGAGGAGCUGGCAGAAAAGCUGAGCGAGCUGAAGGCUGAGCUGGAAGCACAGGAGCUCCUUCCCAGAUCAGCCAGCUGCGUCUUCAGCUCCGUUCAAAUACCAAAGGACGUCGCUCACUUUAGGCGCGAGCGGGAAGCGGCUCUGAAAAGAACUCUCCGGGUGGCCGAGUCCAAGCCCCUUGUUAUUCAGGCAGAUGUCCUGCAGAGGGAGCUAGAGAGCUGCCUACGGAGAGAGUACACGCCGGACAAUCUUCCUCUGCUUCUGCUGCAGUAUUACACAGAGAGAAUUACCCAGCUGGCCCAGAGUAAAUAUGAGCAUAUGUUGAGGUGGAAGCGGCUUUGCCAGACCAGUAAGACCAUGGAAGAACUCUACCCUCUUUACAAGAAACAGGUUGGCUACAUCAUGCAGGAGUUCAACGAUGCAGUUCAGAGAGCAGAAAGAUUGUCAGUUGCUAGAGAAAACUUCCUUAUGGGAAAAAACAACCCUGCCAACCUCAUGACUCCGGACGACCUGGCGAUUUACACCAGGUGGUUUGUGUGCCACCUGCACUCUCUGAGGACCAUCCACCACUUCCUGCAGGCCCUCCAGUAUUUGCCCAUCUCCAAGAUGCAGCAUCUAGCUGAUAAGCAGGUCUCUGAACUCAGCAAGGAAAAAGAAACUGCCUGUGUCACCGACCUUAACUCUGCAUCUCCUGGUCCUGUGGAUGCCAGUGUUUCCGGGCCAGAAAGAACAGGUGCUGCGUUUGUCCUGCCUCAGCAUGUGACAGACAAGGAAGAGCUAAAACCUCAGCUGAGCCACCUCCUCUUGCAUUUCAAUCUCCCAUACGACUUGCAAAAGCUGAAGGACUCAGCCAAAGAGAUGGAACUUUUUUCCUUGGUUUCUCAGAACUUCCAAAGCAUCUUCACCAAGCAACAAAGGAUGUGGACAUUCCUAGACUACCAGGCCGAGAGAGCUAAAGUGCAGACUAUGACUUUGUCAGGACCUGCUACCACCCUGAAGAAGAGAGCCACUUGGAUGCCCUUCGUGAAGGUCAAGCCGAAAUGUGAUCCUUGGCAGAAGAAGAUGUUGACCAGACUCAGGGAACGGAAGAGAAUAGAUGAGCUAAUGCGACUCCAGUCAGAGUUUUUGAAGAUGUCCGACCCUGUGCAAGUCAUGCAAGCGCUCCAAGAUCAUGCUGCAAAGACAGUGACUAUGGCUCCGCAUCAGCCAUCUUUCACAACUUCUCUGGCUCUGCAUCCGUGCAACAGCGACCAAGUCUGGCACAAUAUUUAUAGCAACCCCAGGCUCUACCAGAGUGAAAACGCGAAGGACAACAGGCUUUCAGUGGACCCGAGCAACGACGACCUCGCAAGACCACAUCUCAGCCGAAGCUCUCACUGGUCCCUCCCGCAGAAAUCAGAGACAGGAUACAACUAUGUCGUGGCCCUACAGCUGCUGGGUUUGAGCGAUGGGACGGAGCCUGACUGUAACCCUGUCCUCAUGAAAGGGGCCUACUUAUCCUUCCUGUGCCUGCGCCACCUGCACAUCCGGGAGCUACAGCGCACCUGCUUGGGAGUUCUAAAUUUCUUCAGAUCGGUGGAGCGAACUUUGACAAUCAACACUUCAGGCCUUACCUUGGUUUCAGGGAACCUGGUCCCCACCAUGGGAGAUAAUACUUGGGUAAAUACGGCAAAAGGAGGCUUGGGCACCCUGCAAGGUCUAGGAAGUCACCACUAUGUCCACAGGACACCCGCUGAGCACAAGGUCCACAGCAUCCAAUUCUUGGAGUUCUCGGAAGUCGAGAACCAGGAUGACUUCUACAGCACAGACGCUGGCUGUGUCCACACUCAGGACCAGUUCGGUGUGUGUGUUAUGUACGACGCUGCCCUGAGGGAUUUGAAGGAACUGGAGUCAGAGCUGCUGCUCCUUGCCAGCCAUUACAUUGAGAAGGAGAAAAGCCACAGGGAGGAUAGCCAAUCAGAGAGCAGCCAGCGCCGGGGCUGGGCCCAUGCCAGCGUGGACAGAUUCGCAGUGCUGUGUGACCUGUGGGGCUGCGAGGCAGAUCUUCUAGAGAGCAAACGCCAGCUUCUUGAUCUUUACUUUGAAGCCUACCAGCACACGCUGGACCCCGAAGAGCGGUUCAGUUUAGCAGAAGCCAUGACUGACAUCGUGCACCGACGCCCCAAGUUUGAUCUCAGACACUCAUAUUUCACAAAGGCCUACCAAGAUGACUGCACCUGCCUGAAGCUUCACCUGCAGCUAGUGAGGGCCAUCCGCAGCUGCCACCUAGAGAAGCAGCGGGAAUAUGUCCAGAGGCUCUGGCGAGGGGACCAUGCUGAGGCUCAAAAGACAUUUGGACUUCCCCUGAACAUAAUUUGCAAGCAAAUUGUUUCCGUCAACAGCGGCUGCCCAGCAUCAGAAAACAUCCAUCAGUUGGAGUUCCACCCUUCCCUUGGCCUGGUUGGCCUCAUCCCCAAAACUCUGGAGCACCUGCUACGUGAGACUCGCCACACCCACAAACCUGCGUCACCCAGCAGGCUUGCCCAGCUGGAGAUACGCGUCCUGCAGCUUGCCCUGGACCUGUGGCUCACCCCAGCCAAGCCCGAGGCCUGGUACAGCGCACAACUCCAAAGAGAUCUCUUUUCAGAGAAAGUGAUGGGUGAUCCCUUUCUUGUGGAGGAGGUGGGCCUGCUUGCCCUCAGGUCUGCGGUGGACAAAGGACAGGAGCAAGGCCAAGAUUUCCACACACUGCUUCUGGAGACAUUUUCCAAACUCCUGGAACUCCUGACCCUCCGUCACCGGCUGCUGGAAGCGAAUGUGGCAAGUGCAUACUUGGCUAGGCUGUAUAAGGAAUUGGCCCAGGAGAUGGGUUUUGAAGAAUCCCAUUUGUAUCUGAGGCCUGUUCACUUUGAGUUUGCAUCGCACAAGGACAAGGUGGAGCCACCCCCUCCCGUCUUUGUAACUUCCCUGCUGGAAGACAACAGUCGAGUAGAUAGGUACACCCCCACUGCCCUCACCUUAGCCAUCUCUGAGCUGGAUGAUAACGAAAUCGGCAAAUUCAGCUUUUAUACAAAGGAAUCCAUCCAAAAGCUCUUGUUGCAUUCCGGAGUGGAAAAUAUGCAAGUGACCCUCGCAUGCCAAACUGCUCAUAAAAAUGCUUUGAUGGUGGCCGUUCAGCAGGCAUCUUUCUAUCACACCCCUGGAGUGGACAGCUCUGCUGAUAUGAAGGAAGCAAGCUCAGACCUGAGACGUCAUGGUGCAAUGAGUCCGGCCAGAAGAAGAGAUUCCAGAACUGUGGAUGGCACAGAGCGUUUGCCGUUAGCCCCAACUCCAAAAGUCACAGACACCCUUAUUCAUCCUUCGGAAGGAUUUAAGACCCCUAAAAGAGCUCCGGAGGCCUUCGUGUCUAUUCAACUAGAAAAGGCGGGUUUGCGGGACAUGAUGCUGAACAGCUUCCUGCACUGGAAGCAGAAGACGGCUGACAGGACGAAGAGCCCCGAUGACAUUGAAAAAGUCAAGAGGGAACUAAUAGUUGAAUAUUGCCAAAAGUUGACUCACCGCAUGUCUCGCUAUGCCCUUCGGGGUCAGAUCAUGGCGUACUGCAGUAGCCUGAGAGCUCUGCUAGAUGACUUUCCUACCAUCAGGGACACCUUCUUCAUGGUGGGACAACCAAAUGAGAAGAGGGCCUUGAAGGACUCCAGUGGGGAAUUCAAGGCUGACCCCAGGAGUUUUCAGCCUCGGCCUCGAAGUUUGCUAUCAGCUGAUGGAAGACUCUUCAUCAACUUAUGGUUUAUCCCCCAUCCUUCCGAAGUGCUGUAUAUGUUCAAAACUCUGCCAGAGGAGGAAGCUUCUAGAGCCCUAAAGCUCACUCUCCAACUCCUAGCUCCUCUCCACGACAUCGUGGCCUACCUUUUCAGUUUUGCCAAGCUUGGCAAUUGCCCAGCACGCUUCGACUUUCCUCUAAGUCCCAACCCUUUGAGGAGUGACUGGGGAGGAGCUGAGGGCAUUGGAGCUGAGCUUCAAGAGCUGCAGAAAAUGAUUGACAGGCUCCGGAGGCCCCAGGACCCGAGCCAGGUGGCCCAGGCCCUCCUCCUCCGCAGAGAGGUGACGUUGCUGCAGUUCGACGCGGCAGUGAGACAUCUCCUCCGAACAUUUUUGGCAGCUGGAAAUGCUACCGCCUACCAGUCUGUCACAGAUGGUGUGUCCCAUGGUUUAUCACCACUGAGUGACUCUCUCAGGAAGAGCAUCUUCUCUUCACAGCUCAGCCUGCCCCAGCCACUGGAUCCCCGGAGCCUCCAGGCAUUUGUGCUGUUCCCGUGGAGGGCGUUUCUGGAAGAUGGUGGGCCAUUUCCAGUGAUGGGCAGCAUGCCGAACACCUUAGAGUGUGAUAUGCAGAUGUGUCUCUGCGGGCUGAGUGACCGAGACCGCAGAGUGGCCCACGGAGAGCUGGUCGGUGUGCAGAUGCUCCUGGGAGAUGUACUUCAGAGCAGCUGUCACGUGAUCAGGAAGGGCUGUCCUGAACAGCAAGCCACACUGGACGAUGCACAGCCAGAUUGGUCCAAACCGCCAGAGCCCCGCCCAAACCCGAAGGCCUCUUUGGUGCUGGAAGGCCCAUGUGAUGCAGUGAUGUCGUCCCUUGCUCUGUUGAAGUCCUUCCUCGUCCUGUGGAAGCAGCUGGAAGUGCUAAAGGAACACUGGGGCCGACUCAAGCUUGGAGCCCAGGACCUCAACUCUGCCCAACUCCACAAACAGUUCUCAGAGCUCUAUGAAGCUGACAUUUUGUACCCCAGCAUGAAAGCUUUAGCCAGGCAGAUGGGCAAAGAAGAAGAAUUUGAAGGACUUAUAAUAAGAAGCCAAGCUAUCCUUCCCCCAAAGGGAGCCUCGGAAAUUGAGAUAAAAACCCAACAGCUUCAGAAACUUCUGGAAAAUUUAGAAAUUCAUAUGAUCCAAGAAGUAUUGAGAAAAGUUAACCAAGAGAUGACACUACUUCUAUCCGAAAAGUCCAAGGAGGAGUCGACUCUCCCAACAGAUCUUUGGAAACACCAAGUCAUGAAAGAAAACUUUUCAGUUGUGAGACCCCAGGUAGUUGAGAAAUUUGUACAGAGACUAAUGGAGAAGUCCCACGAUGACGGAGCUGAGAUCACUUUCAGGAGGGAGCACCUUGAGGCCUGCCUCCUCUCCUUGGGCCGCGAUGUGAUGGGAAGAGAACGCAGCAACUUCGAGACCUACUCCAUGUGUUACGAGCACGUGCUGCAACAUGCCAGGCAGAAGCUGGCCCAGGGGGAGCAGGAAGCCGACUUGCUUCGAAGAGGUCAAGUUCCUCUCGAAGACUGUGCUGGCCAGAUUGCGGAGCUCAGCCAUGACAUGAUCAUGGAAAUCACUGCUCUGAGAGCCCAGCUCACAGACCUGGAAGAGGAGAACCUGACUCUGAAAAACCAGAUUAGGAAAGAAGUCCAGGAAGAAUACGGGGCUUUAGUGCAGGCAUUGUUUAUGACUUGCUUACGCAUAAAGGAGAAGCUGCAUGAGAACCAGUUUCGUCUGGUCCAGAAAGUGUGUGACCUGAUCGGUGAGGUUCGAGCCGAAGGGACUGCCACGGUGAAGCAGCUGAAGAAAACCUGGGGCUCUGCCAGACCCGAGGAAGGAGCGAAGGAGAACACAGCCAAGGAGCAGCUGGGCACCCCGGAGCAGGACCACAGCAGCACCCUGGCCGCUCUAGUGUGCAAAGCACAGAGCUUAGGCCGCUGGCGGCUGGCAGUGCAGCAGGCACACUUCAGACGUCAGCUGAGCAGAGCAGAGAAGGAAUCAGUUCACAGUCAAAAGGAAUGCUUGAGGGUCAAGCUAAUGGCGGAACAAGAGGUGGAGUUACUCCAUCAACAGCUGCUGGCUGCGAGGCAGGCCCUGGCCAAAGCUCAGGCGGACAACAGGAAGCUGUGGUGGCAGCAGGGUACCCAGGCUCAACGGCUGAGGGAGUUGGAACACAGAGUGACUCAAGACUCUGUCACUCGGCAGCAGCUGGAUACCAUAAAAACAUCUGGCAUGGAGAAGCUCCUAGAAGACGUGGAACAAAAAGAGCAACAACUGCAGCUACUAACAGAAGAGGCCGAGCGGGCUUCAAAGCUAGGCCAGCUGCAGCAGCAGCAGCUGAACAGAGACCUGAAGCGGAUGAGGAGCCGGCUUGCUCAGGAGCGCAGUGUGAAGCAGGAAGCCUUUCUGCGCCUGCGGGACCUGCAGAGUCAGCUUCUGGCCGCGGAGCAGCCAUCUAUCCGGAAGGGCUCCCCAGACCGGCUUAUAUCCCAGACCCGCUGCUCCCUAAACUCUGCUUCAACAUUAUCCAGAUACUCUCACCAACAUUGUUCAAAGACUAAUGUUAUGGGCAGCAAAAUGACAAGAAGAAUUCAAAGACCAAAGACUGUGCCGACUAAGUACAACAAAAGGACCAAUGAUACUUCUCUACCCAGUGUGGCAGAAAAUGCUCAACUUACGACGUUUCAAGCCCAAACAGCUCCAUCCAGAAUUUCAUUCAGACCUGAAAGGUAAUCUUGGGGGUGUCUAUUUUAUGUCUGUGUCCAUUUAGAUGGACAAAGAUGACUCCAGCUCCA
Molecule: messenger RNA, 6939 nt
Organism: Acomys russatus (golden spiny mouse)
Lineage: Eukaryota; Metazoa; Chordata; Mammalia; Rodentia; Muridae
Exons: 47
Coding region: 305-6877 (2190 amino acids)
Source: RefSeq, a predicted model, not a curated record